CCAAUUCCUCAAAAUUGUUCUAUUCUUGCUUUUCUUGAAUGCUUUGUGGGUCCCCCCUUACACACUACACUAAAACCCCAAUUGCCAUUUGAAUCUCACCUAUUCAUCAUGUCAUCAAAUAUCUACUACUACUACUGCUCUUCCUUCUAUUUCUUGAUCAUCUAUUGGAACUUUCAAAAUACAUGGCUUUUCCAGAGUAUCAGAAACAAGGAGGAGGAUCAGCUGGAAGCUCUCCUCUGGUUAAUAGAGAAAGUUCAAUGUCCACAGCCUUUUCGUUCCGGCAUUUUCACUUGAACUUGCUGAUGCUCCUACUUUUAUGCAGCAAUGGUCUCUCCGCAAAUGAUCAUGAUGUUGAAGGUCAUGCUUUAAUAGAUUUGCUGAGGGCUUUGAAUGAUUCCAACAACAGAAUCAAAGAUUGGAACAUUUAUUUAGUGUCUCCCUGUUUCAGUUGGUCUCAUGUUACAUGCAGAAAUGGAAAUGUCAUAUCCCUGAGCCUAGCUUCUAACGGAUUCUCAGGAACACUUUCACCGUCGAUAACCAAAUUGAAAUUUUUGGUUAGCCUGGAUUUACAAAAUAAUGAUCUAUUUGGUGCCUUACCUGACUACCUUAGCAGCAUGUCAAAUCUACAAUAUUUGAAUCUUGCAAACAAUAGCUUCAAUGGACCUAUUCCACCAGCUUGGGGUCAGCUGAACAAUCUUAAGCAUUUGUUCAUGAGAGGAAAUCAUCUAACUGGAACUAUGCCAAAUUCACUUGUAAAAAUCUCAGGCUUAAAAGAACUGGACCUGUCCUCCAAUGAUCUGAGUGGAGGUAUCCCACUGCAGUUGUUUUCAAUACCAACAUACAAUUUUUCAGGAACUCAUCUUUCUUGUGGCAAUGGUUUUCAGCAACCCUGUGUUUCUGGUUCCUCUGUCCCAGCAGUUUCCAGCAGAAGACCAAAACUCCAGGUUAUUAUUGGUGCAAGCUGCGGUGCAUUCCUUCUCUUAGUUGGCGCUAUCGUCACAUAUCGAUGCAAUUAUAAGCAUAAACUCAAACAUGAUCAAUUUUUUGAUGUCGAAGGUGACGUUGAGCGAAACAUUUCGUUAGGCCAACUAAGAAGGUUCUCAUGGCGCGAAAUUCAGAUUGCAACGGACAAUUUCAGUGAAAGCAAUAUAAUAGGACAAGGAGGUUUUGGUAAAGUGUACAAGGGCUAUCUUUCAGAUAACACGAAAGUGGCAGUGAAAAGACUCACAGAUUACCACAAUCCUGGUGGAGAGGCAGCAUUUCUGAGGGAAGUUCAGUUGAUUAGUGUUGCAGUACAUCGGAAUCUUCUACAUUUGAUCGGGUUCUGUAUAACCUCUUCUGAGAGAAUUCUUGUUUAUCCGUUUAUGCAGAAUCUUAGCGUUGCAUAUCGGUUAAGAGAUUUAAAACCCGGAGAAAAAGCUCUGGAUUGGCCAAUGAGGAGACGAAUAGCAUUUGGCGCAGCCCAUGGUCUAGAAUACCUACACGAUCAUUGUGACCCUAAGAUCAUUCAUAGAGAUUUAAAGGCAGCAAACAUCCUCCUAGACGAUAACUUUGAGCCCGUUCUUGGAGAUUUCGGACUAGCAAAACUAGUUGAUACGAAACUGACUCAUAUUACAACUCAAGUUCGCGGGACAAUGGGCCACAUUGCCCCUGAAUACUUGACUACUGGAAAGUCGUCUGAGAAAACGGAUGUCUUCGGAUAUGGCAUCACCCUUUUAGAACUUGUAACGGGGCAACGCGCGAUUGAUUUUUCGCGGCUUGAAGAAGAGGAGGAUGUCUUACUACUGGAUCAUAUCAAGAAACUACUGAGAGAGAAAAGGCUAGGUGACAUUGUGGAUGGAAACAUGCAAACUUAUGAUCCAAAAGAAGUUGAGACAAUCCUUCAAGUUGCAUUGCUUUGCACCCAAAGUUCACCCGAGGAACGUCCAAAAAUGGCAGAAGUGAUUACUAUGCUGAAGGGUGUAGGUUUGGCUGAAAAAUGGGCAGAGUGGGAGCAACUUGAAGAAGUAAGAAAUCAACAAUUUUCGCUCAUGUCGCGACAGUUUAUGUGGGCUGAAGACUCGACGCAUGAUCAAGAAGCUAUACAAUUGUCUCAAGCAAGAUAGAAAAUGCAAGUUGUAUAUAUAACUUCUGCAAUAAUGUGCUUGUUUACUUCAAAGCUCCAGUAUAGCUUUAGCUUUGUUGCUGCUAGGAAUGUGUCAACUAGGUGUAGUUUUAUCAUAUGCUGUACUAUGGCAUUUUCCUUUGAACCAGGUAUAUAUAGAGAACUCUUACACUAA
Messenger RNA from Lycium ferocissimum, 2279 nucleotides. Its product is annotated as probable LRR receptor-like serine/threonine-protein kinase At5g63710. Gene Ontology annotation, molecular function: protein kinase activity; protein binding; ATP binding. The record is from RefSeq and is a predicted model, not a curated record. Bases 183 to 2105 code for a protein of 640 amino acids. Gene Ontology annotation, biological process: protein phosphorylation. The transcript is spliced from 12 exons. NCBI's taxonomy places the organism in Eukaryota, Viridiplantae, Streptophyta, Magnoliopsida, Solanales, Solanaceae.